AUGCAUAUUGGCUCAGCUUGGCUUGGCUCGGCUUGGAAUCAGAUGCUAAGCAAGCAAUAUAGCAGAUUCAACCAGCCAACCAGAAAGUUUCGAAGGCGUUCGUUCGAUGACUUCAAUUUAGUACGGUUUAUCAGGUUGAAGCUUCCAGAGGAGUUCAUCGUGGACGAUCAGAAUGGUUGUGAUGUCACGCUACGUUCGUUCAUUCGGUGGCAAAGAAUGCACGCCCUGCUGGGGUUGAAGCUUCCAAAGGAAUUCAUUGUGGAAGAUGUCAGGCUACUAUCCGGUCAAAUUCAUUCCAUCGAUGCGUGUCAGAUGAUGGUCGGUGCAAUGGAGUUAGUUACUUUAACACUAGAUGGCAUAGACACUUCACAGUAUUUUCCAGAUGUCAUUGCCCACCUGACGAACAGUGACCUAAUCAUUAAAAAACUUGUCUGCUGGUACAUCUCCCGAACAACUACUAACGUUGAUAAUGCGCUUUUAGUCGUCAAUUCCCUAACACAGAACUGUAACGAUCCUAACCCAUUAGUAAGAUGUCUAGCCAUCAAAACUUUCACUUCUAUGCAACAUGUCCUAAUAUCUGAAUAUGCCAUGCCUUUGGUUAUAAAUUGCCUAAAUGAUGAGAAUGUGUUUGUUAGACGAGCAUCUAUCUUGGGCUGUGCCAAAAUCUGCAGAAUCAACCCAUCCCUGUUCUCACAGUUUCAAACAGAUGUCAUUCAACAACUGCAGACACUACUGCUAGAUAGUGAUAUUAUCGUUGUAUACAAUGCUCUCAGUGUUUUGAAUGAGAUUCUAUCCAAACAAUGGGAUGGUGCUAGUGGGAAUGAGGAUGGUGAGGAAAAAAAUACAGAUGGCUUGGUUGUUAGCAAGGGCCUGGCUACAUUUCUUGUUUCUAAACUGGAGACAUUUUCUGACGUGCACAAACCUACCAUCCUCUCCGUCAUUCUGCGAUACGACUUCAAAGACCCACAAGAGACAUUGCAGUUCAUGAAUGCCUUGGAUAGAUAUUUCAAAGCUGAUCAGCACAUCCCCGCUUGCGUGACGUCAGCAGUGACUUCCGCUUUUGUUGCUAUGGUUACUAGUCAGUUGCCUCAUCUUAAAACUCAGGUUCUUCGAAGAUCGUCAGACUGUCUCUUGGGCCACUUGAAAUCCGACAAAUAUGUGAUCACCUGGUCUCUUUUCAGAUUCAUUGAAGACUUUGUUGCUAACAACGCAGAAAUAUUCAGUGGAAGUUACAAGCUCUUCAUGUGCACAAAUUCGGAUCCAGAAUAUUUGAAAGUCCAGAAACUGAAGAUGCUGUCCAGUUUAACGACGAGUUCAAACUUCUCGGAGAUCCACAAAAAUAUGAUGAAUGUGCACAAGAAGACGUCCAACACCGACAUCCACGUUGCUGUUAUAAAGUCCCUGUCGGCCAUUUCGCAAAGAAAACAUUUCAAGUACACGUGUCUCAAAACUAUUUUAAACCUCAUCAAAACAAAACCGCAGAUUAGAGAAACAUCUGUCAUGCUGGUCGAACUGCUGAAGCACGAUAUCCUCACUUACGUUCGUGAAGUUAGCGCUGGUGGUAAGAACACAGAGGAGAAUAUCGGGGCAUCUAGCAAAAGUCUCAAGUGCAGUCGAACAUCUAGAAACCUGGACAGUAGAGCAUUCUUGUUCAACCUUAUAAAACUCAGCCUGGACUCGUUAGGUAGGGAGGGAUUAUCUGAAGAGGCUGUCAUUCGGUCCUUAUCGUUUCUCGGCGACGUUGCCAUGAAGAAGGUUGCCGAGUUGUGCAGUGCAGAUCAAAUUAUUUCAGAUCCCUCUACUGAUGAUGCUUCUGCUAGUUUAUUAGGCGAUCGAAGUGAUGGUGAGAAUGGCGACACGACGAAAAAAACUGAAAAAACUAAAAAUGGAGAUGAUAACAAUGACGUCAGAGCUAUAAAUAACGACCCGCUUUGCUCGGUUGACAACACGCUCGAUGAUGAUGAUGAUGAUGAUGGUGGUCGCGAAAAUAAUGACGAGAGCAAUAACAAUUUCAAUAAUAAUGACGUCGACAUAAGAGAUGCUAAUGGUGAUGACGACGACGAUGUUGAUGGUGAUGAUGAUAAUUCAUGUGAUAAUGUAAGCAAUGAUAACGAUUUGUUCGCAGGCAUCAGACAACAGCCAUUGAAUAAUUAUAAAACUGCCCACUUGAACAAAUUAAAAUUUACAAGCUCAACCAGUCAUAAUGAUGACGACGACGACGACGAUGAUGGCGACGAUGAUGAUGACUAUGAUAAAAAAUGCAACCGUGUUAAGACUGAUAUAGAUAGAGUGAAUGGGUUGUUGAAUGAAAUCGUCAAUGACAUUCCCUAUAGAUUAGAAGCUUUUCUGAAAAAUAUUGAGAAACUAAUAUAUCCUAAGAUAAGCCGUGCCAUUAACAAUGAUAGCAUUAUUUGUAACAAGGCGAAAUUCACUUAUAAUUGCGAUAACUAUAAUGGCGAAAGCAAUGUGAACUAUGCGAAUGUUUUAUCCGCUCUUUUAACAACUUUCUCCAGACUCUUCACGGCAGAACCAGCAGUUUAUCAGCACAUGCUAGGUAGGACUCUUGAAAUCUGUAAAGAUUUUGGCCACGUUGAUUUGAGGUUUAAAUCCGAUUUGUAUUAUUGUCUGUUACGGAUUGGUGUGGGUAAGCUCAAAGAAAUGCUAAAUAGUUGAUCGGUUUUUU
Helobdella robusta is the source of this 2683-nucleotide messenger RNA. RefSeq lists its product as hypothetical. Bases 1 to 2673 code for a protein of 890 amino acids. Lineage: Eukaryota; Metazoa; Annelida; Clitellata; Rhynchobdellida; Glossiphoniidae. The transcript is spliced from 10 exons. Gene Ontology annotation, cellular component: membrane coat. The record is from RefSeq and is a predicted model, not a curated record. Gene Ontology annotation, biological process: vesicle-mediated transport; intracellular protein transport.